AUGAGCCAUAACAAGGAUUUAACUGUGGAAGAGAUAAGGUUGGAGUGUUCUGAAGGUGUAACAAUUGCUGGUCAAAGAUGGACGAAGAAAGCAACAGAAGGGGAACCAAAUAAUGCUGGAAGAUUAUUAUCAGAUGGCACUCCUAAACCAUCACGGAUUCGAAUCCUUUGUUUUCAUGGAUUUCUCGACAACUGUCGGACGUUUCACCUGUUAGCUCCUUUCCUCAUUUUCGGAUUGGACAAUGUGGAGCUUGUGGCUCUGGACUUUCCAGGACAUGGGUUAUCCUCACACAAGUCACUAGAUUCACCUCCCAUGAUCGUCAUCAAUGAAACUUGUUAUCAUAUGAGAGAUGCGUGCCGGUCCUUGCAAUGGGAAGACGGCUUUAUACUAAUUGGACAUUCGUUGGGAUCUAUCAUUGCAGUGAUUUAUGCUGCUUCAUUCCCAGAACAGGUCCAAAAUUUGGUUCUUUUGGAUGGAUAUGGACCGGACAAUUAUGAAAUAUUUGAAAUGUACGUGAAAGGAACACUAUACAUGAAAGGAACUGGGCAGAAGCCUGGAUCCAGCAGGCCCAAGGGUGUUGUAGCAGAACGGUUGCAACGUCACGUCCAACAGCGAUAUGAUAGUAACGUGAGAGCCAACGUGCCAAACAAACGAAAGCGGACCUAUUCCAGUAUUCAUGCUGCAGUUCAGGCCAGGGUGCGAACAGCGGAGCUGUCACCAGGAAGACAAUGGAUCUCCAUGGCAGCAGCUCUGGAACUAGUCCGAAGGGCAGUCGUUGUCGACGACAAGUAUCCACGGGUCAGGUUCCGGCAUGAUCCCCGAUUCAAUCUGCCACCGCUCCAACUGAAUACUAUGGAACAGGUGGAUGUCUACUGGAGCCAAAUACGGUCCAAGACUCUUUGGCUGCGUGCCAUUGACGGUUGGCCGUUUCCAACUGCAUUCACGGAUAGGGCAGAGGCCAUUUUGGGAGACUUGGGAACUGUACGAUACUUGCCAGGUAGCCAUCACUUCCAUGCUGAUCCAGAUACAGCAGACCAAGUGGGCCGUGCUGUCUUGGAAUUCAUUUUAAUGUCGUUGGGCCGAUCAUCAUAA
Messenger RNA from Cylindrotheca closterium, 1092 nucleotides. Lineage: Eukaryota; Bacillariophyta; Bacillariophyceae; Bacillariales; Bacillariaceae. The record is from the annotation of a GenBank genome assembly.